Patiria miniata (bat star) is the source of this 2421-nucleotide messenger RNA. RefSeq names its product alpha-N-acetylgalactosaminide alpha-2,6-sialyltransferase 1-like. NCBI's taxonomy places the organism in Eukaryota, Metazoa, Echinodermata, Asteroidea, Valvatida, Asterinidae. The transcript is spliced from 8 exons. Gene Ontology annotation, molecular function: sialyltransferase activity. The coding region runs from base 200 to 1321 and encodes 373 amino acids. The record is from RefSeq and is a predicted model, not a curated record.
UCGACGUGCCGUGUCACGCGUCUUUCUGCAAUAAAAAUGAAAACGAAACAGGUUAGACCAGACUGUCCAGCUGAACCUUUACUUUUGCUUUCUGUGGAUUACAAAAAGAAUGCUUUCUUUCACGGUUCUUAAAAAAGAAGUCCUGGCUGAGAAUUUGGUACAUCGACAAGACGGCUAGUUUUUGGAAUUAAUAAUAAACAUGAGGUUGACUCGGUGUCUUCCGUGCAGACUUUUGCACUCGCUGUUCUCUUCUUUGCACAACUGGAAAAACACACUAAUCGUGGUGUUACUCGUGAGUUUUACUGUCGUCGUCAUUAUGCAAAAAUACUGGAUGGAAGCUCGUCUUCAGCUUCUUCUAGCGUACGACUUGUCCGAAUCGCCCACACGACAGCAGAGUGAUUCCGUCCGAACUCAAAUGUCACUGUACGUGGGAAACGAAAGCACCAACAGUGAUGUCGGCAGUAGGAUUGAAUUUUACGAACCGUCGAAUUGCCCAAAGAGUAUUUCUUCUUUGCCCAACUACUCGCAGUGGUUCCGGGAGAGAUUUAAACCGAACAUCAAGUUGUUUUUGGACAAGCUCGACGCCGACAACAUCAGGAAUUUGUCAUUUUAUGAACUGCCUUUUGGAUUCAAGAACGAAAAACACGACUUUAUGAAAAGCUUAUUACUUCACAAUAACUUCAAGAAUCCGUCGUUGAGUUUGAGACGGGAGAAGCAGUGCAUCAGCUGCGCGGUGGUGGGCUCCGGUGGGAUCUUGAACGGGUCUCGCGCUGGCAGGGAAAUCGAUGCCCAUGAUUUGGUGUUCAGGUUGAAUGCAGCAGUAACCUAUGGCAAGCAUGCUGAGGAUGUCGGACGACGGACUGAUUUCUACAUGUUCUUUCCGGAGUCUGCCCAUCUGUACGGCUUCAUGGACAAAAAUGUGACACUUUUAUACACCAUGUACAAGACAUUUGAUGUGGAGUAUGCAGCUGAAAUCCUCAACAUUAACAGGCAAAGGAAAAGCCAAAAGGCCGACCCCGAACGCCUGAAAAUCAUCCAUCCAGAUUUCUUCCGUUACGUCUUUGCCAAGUUUUUAGAUGCAAAAUCCAUGAAGCCAACAACAGGCGCUGUAGUGGUGAUGCUCGCCGUCCACCUUUGUGAUUCUGUGACCAUCUAUGGGUUCGGGUACGAUCCCAAAUUCUCUAUGCAUUACUACGACAGCGCGUUUAUAAAGCGCACCUACCGGUCCACGUGGACGCACGACGUGGAAAACGAAAAGAAGCUGUGGGAUACUCUUCACAACGAGGGGGUCAUCCGGUUUUUCAAACGGGAUGUUGUGUGAGAGAUGGUGAAGGGAAAGGGGACAGGGUCAUCGCACUUUACAGUAUAAAAAUAUUAUACAAAAAAAUGUAGUAUUAAAAAUAAAGUCACAAUCUUGGGCCCAAUUUCUUGGCUCUGCUUACCGUUACUGAAAAAUCCCUGUACUUUUUCAGAAAAUUCCGUGCGUAUGGUAAGCGUAUUUCAGACGUUUCGUUCGUACCCCCGCCCUGCAAACAGGGCACUGGUAUUAAGUGCUGAUGAGCUUCACAGAAUCUUGUGAAGGAAGUACAGAUUGACCUUCGCAUGCAGCUAGCGCGCGCUACGCAUGAUGGGCACCGGAAGCUAGUUCGUGGGACGCGUUCUACGUCACAGGUCACGCAAAUCUAUCCAAUGAGAGCUCAAAUGACGUCAGCCCUGACCAGCGUCCUGUUUGCAGGGCGGGGGUAUGAGUGAAUUCACGCGUAAGCAAGGAAAUUUUUGCUUCUGCGCAUGCGUAUAUCUUGUAACUAAGGAUCCUGUGUUUAUGGCAAAUUAAGGGUUAGCACAAUAUUUUUCCACUUGCCCGGUAAGCAGAAACUUUGUGGUCGUAAGCACAGAAUUCUGUGUUUAGCAGAGCCAAGAAAGUGGGCCCUGGACUGAAGUAUUUGAACGGGGAUCAAAAUAACUGAAUUCUAACCAAUUUUUGAAUUCAAAAUGUGCUAAGAUUUGAAGACUUUUUUUGUGGGGGAUUAAAGGGUAUUCUGUAGAAAAGAAUAAAUAUUUAGAUAUUUUUAAUCAAAAUAAUGAAAUUGUGUGCUAAUUUACUAAACGGAACAGUUUAUUUCAAAAUGUACAAUUUUGGUCACUUUCAAUUUGGAAAAUGUCUGCACGCCUGCAUGAAUUCUGUCGGUAUUGCCUGUUUAUACUUUUCUUAUGUAUUUCUCCUUGACUGCAAAAUACUGAUUUCUAUAAUGUGACAUGGCAAAUGUAUGCAUCAAUUUUAAAAGGACUAUAUAAGAGUAUUUAUAUUGUUGUGACGUUUUCUCAAGGGGAAAUUCUUUCAUUGUAUAGUUUUGAACGAAUAGAAAACAGGGUAUGAUAGUGCCUUUGCAUGUUACACUUGAAAAGUACCUGCACAAUUUA